Molecule: messenger RNA, 642 nt
Organism: Drosophila ananassae
Lineage: Eukaryota; Metazoa; Arthropoda; Insecta; Diptera; Drosophilidae
Exons: 2
Coding region: 170-535 (121 amino acids)
Source: RefSeq, a predicted model, not a curated record
AACAACUCGCAGACUGACCAGAACGAAUUCGCCCACACCAUGCAAAAUAUAAACAAAUCGCAAGCCAAUAAACUGAGAAGAGCCUGAGGCCUGAACCUCAACUAAGCCGACAGUUUCGCUUCAAACCUCCCUCGAAUCGGUGGUCCAAAUCGGAAUAUAUACCAUUAAAAUGAGUUUUGAACAUCCAGUAGAAUUUAAUCACGAUGAAAAUAUUCUUUUUGAUCACAGACAUUCCUACUUGUCGGAAUUCCUGACCAAGCUCACCUUGAAGUCGUCCGAAGAUCAAAGCGAAGAGUCCUCUAUUUUGAAUGAGAAACUUUUGCAAUUUAAGUUCGAAACUGAAUUGCUGGACUUGAGUUAUCCAUCACCCGACUAUUAUGCCCAAAAGGAGGAAUUAAUCUACAAGGUUGUAUGCGAAAUCAAGGGGCUCAAGCCUCAAAAUGAGCAGGAAUUUAUGGAAACCUCGCCAGUUGAAAAUUUUCUGGAUACCUAUGCUGGAGAUGUGGAAGCAUGUGUUAUAGUGGAAUUGAAAUGAUUUAUAACUUUUAUAAACACAAGAAUCCCUUUAAGAAGCCAUCCUAAAUAGAGAACAUUUGGUUGUCUUAUGAAGUUGCCAAAUCUUCUAAUUAAGUCAUUAUCUCA